Molecule: messenger RNA, 3051 nt
Organism: Verticillium dahliae VdLs.17
Lineage: Eukaryota; Fungi; Ascomycota; Sordariomycetes; Glomerellales; Plectosphaerellaceae
Exons: 5
Coding region: 1-2943 (980 amino acids)
Biological process (GO): chromatin remodeling
Cellular component (GO): RSC-type complex
Molecular function (GO): protein binding
Source: RefSeq, a predicted model, not a curated record
AUGAUGAUAGCGGGAAAUGCACCUUCAUUUGCUGAUCAUGUGUUACAGAAAUACAACUUUAAGGAGCAGCCAGAAACGCGCGAGUCAACUUCUGAACAUGGUCUCUUCUUUCUGGAGUUGGUCCGUCGAACCUCUGACAAGAAUGGGCGUCGUGUCGCAGGAUACUUCGAAACACUUCCGCCUCGUGCCGAGAACCGCGAUUACUACAAGAAGACAAAGAUGCCCAUCUCGCUCGAGAUGAUUGAGCAAAAGUUGAACAACCAUGAGUUUGCGACCCUUACGGAGGUGGAGAGCUACUUCAAGCGCAUGGUCAGCAACGCCAAGGAGUACUAUUCCCGCAACUCAAGCACUUUCGAGGAUGCCGAACGUGUGCGAAAGGCUCUUAGCAACCACAUGACGAAGGUCAACCCUGCCUAUCACCGCGGCGACGGGUACACAGCAUUUCCCACGCCUAUUCCCUCGGAGCUCGAGAACGCCGAGGAGGAGGCUCCCGAAACCCCUGAGGAGGCUGCUGACGACGAGGAGGAAGAGGAGGAAGAGGACGAUGCCGCCGCAGACGAUGACGAGGAAGACGAUGACAGAGAUGCCGACGUCGAAGACGACGGAAAACCUCAGCGGUCGGGUCGACCUUCGAUCAUCUUGCGUCGUGGUUCAGCUCGCAAGUCAGCUGCUAGCAGCACCCCCAACGCUACUGCUACGCCUCGAUCUGCCAAUCGCAAAGGCGACGACGUUUACGCUGAUAUUCCUUACAAAGAGUGCUCCUUCCAGGAAGCACAGGAGAAGAUUGUUGAAGAGUUGAUUCGCAAGACAGAAGACGACUCCGACGAACCCCAGUUCGAAAUAUUUCUCAACUUGCCCUCGCGUUCGCUCAAGGACUAUUAUGCACAUGUUUCUAACCCGCUCUCCAUCAAGAAGCUCCAGAAACGCGUCAAGGGCGUUCAAGGUCGCGGCAAUUGUACCCAUGUCAGCGAGUUCAAGAGCUGGGCCGCUUUUGAGGAAACCGCGAGCUUGAUCUGGACAAACGCCCAGUUCUACAACGAAGAGGACAGUGAAUACUAUGCCGUUGCCGGCGAGUUCAAGAAUUUCUUCCUCGACCAACUCAAGCAGGCCAAGAAGGUCGUUGAGGAGCCACCUCAGCCAAAGAUCAAACUCAAGGUCACCAACGACCAGCCUAUUUCUACAUCUAAGAAGAUCACAAUUCAGCUCCCACCUCGAGGCGGUUCCACGUCCUCUCCUGCACCUCCCACGCCGGCUCGGGGCACUACGACGCACGCUGUACAGAAGCCGGCGGCAUCCAACGGGGCCACUUCCCAGUCUGCCCAGGCCACUGCGGUUAGUGGCACAAGCUCUAUCGACAAAGCUCGUAGUGCGUCGGUAGCAUCCCCUGGUCCUGCCCUCAACGGUAUCAAGAGGGAGAGCACAUUCCGUCCAUCUCCUGUCAUGGCUCCCGCUCAGCUCAAUGGCACAGCGCCACCUUCGAACGCUGCGCCUGCCCUCAGCAACGCCCAGUUCCAACCCAUCCCGGCCUCGCAACAGCCCAACGGUCUCCACGUGCCCAAACCUAAGUCACCAUUUGAGGAGACCGCGCGCCGCGCUGGUAAGGGCGCGUCUGAUGCUCUCAUCCAGAACCUGAGAAUUCAGACACACCCUGUGCUGAACAUGCAUCAGCAUCAGGUGGUGUACGACAUUAUGCCUCUUGAAAGCGAGAGUCAGCAGUCCGUUACGAUGCACCUGCCGGCAAAUCACCUUCGCGUGCAGAUUAUCUUAACGCUGCCUCCCUUCCUGCAAGCUCAACAGCGACAGUACAAGAUUUGGGCUAUUGCCAACCGGCACGUUCUCAGCCAGCAGGCGCCUGUAGCCGGCCAGGUCCUCCCACCCUUCUCGAGUGUAUUUGAGGCGCAGCUGAAUGCCGGAUCGGUCAACGUCAUUGAGGUCCAUGUCAUCGCUGCACUUCUCAAGGCCGAGCGCACACCUGACGGUCCAGAAGCGGAACUCGAGCAGUUUACCGUGCUUGCCAAUGGUAUUAAGAGCGAGUAUGAGAUUCCUCUAUGGCAGAAGAGACACACUCCGCAUAUAUCCGAAAAUCACGCUCUUGCGGACAGCCACAGGCGUCAUCUCAACCGUCGCCGUGAUGACGAAGUCGUCAGCUGCAAAGCCGAGUCGCUGGACACAUAUAACGGAACUGCUCAUAUCGCCAGGGUUUUGUCUGACAUUGACCACAAAGACGACACAACUACCCGCGACGAGAAGCCGGCUCGGACCAGAACCCCUGCUUCCACCACCAUGAGCAGAGAAGCUGUGAAGACUCCGAGUCGGGAACGUGUUGCGGCCGAAAACACACUCGGCUGCAAUCCCCUUGAUCCAGCCACGUCGCCAUCGUACAAGACCACCGGGGCAACGGCACUGGAUGAAUUCAAGAGAAAGCAUCCUGGUAAAGUUUCCUACCAACUGCCACCGCCUUUUCGGCCUAUUGAGUCGACUGCAUUUAUUCAACGUGCCACGGCCGACAUCCAUCAAAGUAUCCGCGACGCCCGCCGUUCCCAAGAUUCUGCCCCUAAUACCAGCCAAGACAGUGCUGAAUUGCCUCGGCUACGCCCUCGACCUGUGGUUUCUCAGCAAUACACUUCGCAAUCUCGGUAUUCUCUGCGUAGUAGGGCUGCAUCCGGUGCCCACUCUCCGCGACUGCAGCCCUCCCAACAAGUCGAGCCUAGCGAACAGCGGGACGCCUUUAAUCAACAAACGCAAAAUACUGUGAGAACGCGGCAAGGUCAGCGAACUGUCCCGGUACGCGCUCCCCGGAGUUUUCAAGCAUCCUCAAGCUAUCACUCGGAAGAAUUCUUUGACACGCCUGCCCAGGUGAUCAGCCGUUCCAACACAAUGAUCAAGAGCAGCGGGAUGAUCGAGAACCGAAAUGAGUCAACGGCUCAGGGGCAUUACAAAUGAUGUGAUGCACUGAGGGAUCUGGCUGGGAACUGUUUGGACUGAGAAAUGAUUUGCAGAUGGUUUUGAUUCGAUUUUGUUAGAGUAUUUGGAGUUUGGUGACGAGAAAAA